AUGCCUCUUCCCCGUGUACUUCUGGACAUCGCGCGGAACCCGUGGCUCUCCGUGGGCGGCGCAGUUGUGCUCGGCGCGGCCGUGGCCAAGGUCAGCAACAACCAGCGCGCGCACGAGUACUACGCGUCGCUGGCCAAACCCACCGGCAAUCCGCCGACAUGGGCGCUGGGGCCGAUCUGGGGUACGUUGUACGGCAUGCUAGGUUACGCGGCGCACAUUCUGGCGCGACUUGCGGACACCUCGUCCUUCCAGGAGAUCGCGGGGCGGGCGUUGCGGCUGCACUACGUCCAGCUCGCUCUUAAUUUAGUCUACAUGCCUAUCUUCUUCCAAAUCCAGAGCCGCGGCUUUGCCCUCGUGGACAUACUCGCCGUCACAGGUUUGACCUGGAAGCUUGUUAAUGAGGCGCGCACCCUCCCCGGGCCCACAUUCGUGCUCCUCAUCCCGUAUGCUUUCUGGAUGUUGUACUCGACAUAUCUCAACGUGGGACUCAUCUACCUAAAUUCCAAGGUGAGAAGGCACUCAUGGUCGAGCUGAUGGCGGACGCUGGAAGGCCAGUAGAUGCGCAUGAUGCACAUGUUUGCCGGGCUGCUUGCUGGAAAGUGAGGCGUCAGCCAACCACUUGGGUUGGGCGAUG
This is a messenger RNA of Cutaneotrichosporon oleaginosum, 634 nucleotides long. Lineage: Eukaryota; Fungi; Basidiomycota; Tremellomycetes; Trichosporonales; Trichosporonaceae. The record is from RefSeq and is a predicted model, not a curated record.